Molecule: messenger RNA, 1065 nt
Organism: Fonsecaea erecta
Lineage: Eukaryota; Fungi; Ascomycota; Eurotiomycetes; Chaetothyriales; Herpotrichiellaceae
Exons: 1
Coding region: 1-1065 (354 amino acids)
Biological process (GO): chromatin remodeling
Cellular component (GO): Swr1 complex
Molecular function (GO): nucleosome binding
Source: RefSeq, a predicted model, not a curated record
AUGCCUUUGAUAGAAGAACUACCCGUUACCACCACUGCCCGUGCCUCACAUGGUUGGACCUACGUCCCCGACACAGCAGCGCCCAUUCCCGCCGUCCAGCUGGGCUCCCGCAAACGUGGCCGCGACGGAACGGUGGCACAUGCGGCUGCCCAUAAACUCUCGGCGAAGCAAGAAAAGGCCAUCCAGCAACGACUGAAUGACUUGAACAAGGAGAACUACCGCGACGCCCAUAUCCCGAUCCCGAAACGAGAGGGCGCGAGAGGAAAAGAGAGGAAGACCACACAAAAUGUGAGGCGGAUUCUCGCCUACAACAGGACAUUCCAGCAUUAUCUGGCGGACGAGGAAGCAGGGGUGAAUGUUUAUGGGAGUGCUGCCAAUGUACUCCCUGCCACAGGUACCAAGGGUCAAGCGAGACCGGAGCAGACCCAGAAAUCAGCGACAGAUUCGAGGAGGCGCAGUGCCGCUGUCAACGACACUCCGUCAACAACUACCCAGAAAGGAGCUGCGCGACGUCGGAGCUCGUUGAAGCAUGUCAAGUCCACGCCUGCGACGACCACCGCAGGGGAGAGUGCCGACCGUGUUGACGUUGAGAUGCCUGAUGCUCCCCCAUCUACGAAACCCUUGGACCCGGCUUCGCCAACCACACCUAUCAAAUCGCCUACUUCAUUUCAGGGAAAACAACAACCUUCCUCGUCUCCCUCGGCCAGUCAACCACCUCCUUCAGCAUACGACCCAGCUCUUGACCGCGAUCCGCUGCUUCGUACACGAGAUCUUCCCAAGAUGCCGUCAGAUCGCGUCAUGCAAGCUCUCCAGUCCGAACCCCCGUUGAGUUACGUUGCUGCGCGGGCAAAACCCCUUGAUGACAACAGCGAGGGCGAUGGCACGUUCGCCAUGCGCACGGGGAACAACUCGCUCAUGGCCAAACCGCAGCGCUGGUUCUGCUCGGUAUGUGGCUACUGGGGUAAAGUGAGGUGCAAGUAUGGAUGUGGAGAGCGGGUGUGUGGGCUGCUGGACUGUUGGAGGGGCCACGAAGCUGUUUGUACGUUGGCGGCAACAGGCUACUGA